This is a messenger RNA of Calidris pugnax (ruff), 3156 nucleotides long. It is a transcript of the gene FAM114A2, whose product is annotated as family with sequence similarity 114 member A2. Bases 122 to 1633 code for a protein of 503 amino acids. The transcript has 14 exons. The record is from RefSeq and is a predicted model, not a curated record. NCBI's taxonomy places the organism in Eukaryota, Metazoa, Chordata, Aves, Charadriiformes, Scolopacidae.
GUUGGGCCGCACUUCCGGGGUCAACCGGCCCGUGCCGCUCUGCGCCCCGCCUCGAUGGUUACGGUCCGCCCGGCGGGGGGAGCGCGGAGCUGGCGGCCCGGCCCGGCCCGGCCCGGCGGUCAUGUCUGAGAAAGACAGUGGUGAAAGUCUGAAAGAAGAAACCUCCCACGAAGAUGAAAACAAACAGAAAGCAGAGGAUCUGGGCUGCGCUGAGCGCAAUGAAGAGAGAGAGCAAGAGCUUGAACCUGUGCCUAUGACUCGGAAAAGACCUGAACCCAAAUCCCCAAGCCAGCCUGCUGCCACAGAAAAGCCUGCAGCUGAAACACUCAAGGUCUCUGAUCCUCCUACUGUUCAGACAGGAUGGGGGUACUGGGGCAGCUGGGGGAAAUCUCUUCUGUCAACUGCGUCUGCUACUGUAGCCACUGUAGGUCAAGGUAUUUCAAAUGUCAUCGAAAAAGCAGAAACAACCCUUGGGAUCCCCAGUCCUAGUGAAAUCUCUUCAGAGACUGGAGAUGCUAGAAGAGGAAGUGAGAAUGCUGGUGCUAGCAGCGCAGAUGGAGUUGAUGAUGGCAGUUCGUUUCCUAUCGCUGGUGCUCUGGGGGUCUUAUCAACCAUCUCUACUGCUGUCCAAAGCACAGGCAAAACUGUUAUUAGUGGAGGUCUGGAUGCCUUGGAAUUCAUUGGGAAAAAGACAAUGGAUGUAAUAGCUGAGGGAGACCCUGGAUUCAAAAAAACAAAGGGCCUAAUGAACAGAAACUCGACAUUAUCACAGGUCUUACGAGAGGCAAAGGAGAAAGAAGAGCAGCAGACAGCUACUGAGGUUACCAUGGCUACGGAGAAGAAAGCCCAUUAUGGGUUACUGUUUGAUGAGUUUCAGGGUCUUUCGCAUCUGGAGGCCUUAGAGAUGCUUUCCAGAGAGAGUGAAUCAAAGGUGAAAUCAGUUCUAAAUGCCCUCUCUGGAGAAGAGUUAGACACGCUGAAGGAUGAAAUGGAGCAACUCAAAGAGGCAUUUUCUUUACCUGAAUUCUUUGAAGAAGAGGAGGAAGAAAAGAAGGGAGAUGAGGAAUUCACAAAAGAAGUAACAGAGUUGUUUUCAGAAUUGCGUAUCUGCUCAAAGCCGGACAAACUGAUCACGGUGAGGACAUCUGCUCACGAAUGGAUAGCACGAUUCAACAGCAGUCUUCCUAAAGAAGAAAAAGAGAGUGAAGAAAACCAAGAAGUAGAAUCUGGAGAUGGUGACCGUGAUGCUAAAAAAUCAGUAGAGGAUAUUCAUGCGUUUGCCAUAAAAAGUCUGGCUGAACUGACGGCGUGUUCCAUUGAAAUGUUUCACAAAACUGCAGCUUUGUUUCUACACGGUGAGAAACAAGAGGUGACAGCCACGGAUAGAGCCAAGUCCCUUUCACAAAUGACAAUUGUGCUGUGUAAAGAACUAUCAACCUUCUCUAAAGAGUUUACUACGUGCUUAACGACUGCGGGGGUCAAAGAGAAAGCAGAUGUGCUUAAUCCCUUAAUCACUGGAGUGUUUUUGGAGGCUUCAAACAGCGCUUCAUAUAUCCAAGAUGCCUUCCAGCUCUUGCUGCCUGUUCUGCAGAUCUCUCUUAUUGAGGCUAGAACGGAACUAUCACAGCAAUAAAAACCUCUCUAAUUAAGAACUUUUUGACCUUCCCACUUCGUAGUUUCCAUGCUGGAGAAUGAUGUAAUGGCUCUUAUUAAAGGGAAAAAGAUUAACUCUGAUGGCUGCUGCUGCAGGAACAGUGAUUAAAUGCAGCCUGGCAAUGACAGCCCUUACAGCACGUUGUGAGAUGCGAUUAGCAUAGUCCAGGCUGGUGGACAACGUGACAGACCUAAAGUGCAGAUUGCUUCUCUGUUUUCAUGGACUGUCUGUAUCUUUUCACUGAAAUCCCUUUGCUGUAUGUGUUAACAAGCUCUUUGGAGAAGCUCUCUGGACUGUGAAGACAGUGCAGGAGAAAAGAGGAGCAGCUGGCUGGUUAAAGAGUUAGCUUAAAAUCAUGGUGUGAUUUUUAAGUCAGAGAGACAUAAUUAGGUUCCUGAUAGCUCUGUGUUGGUCUUGAAAUGAAUAUUGCAUAGGAGGUACAAGAAAAGGCAAAUAUUUAUGAUUAUGAACCUCGCAGUUCUUAGACUGGAAAGAACAGAGCAGAGAGGAUUCCUUAUCAAGCCCUUGUUGCUGAUGAGGAGAAGCCCCGGCUUCCUGAAGAUGUUUGUUAAUGACUCGGUGAUGUGGGAUGAGGACUCUCACUGGGGGGCUGUUUCUCAUUCUCUUGCAGAGUGCUUGCUUCAGCACGAGUUGGGAAAAUGCUGAUCUGGCCCUAAGAAUGUGGGUACUUUGCUUUAUAGCAAUAAAUGAGAACUGGCUAAAAGGGGUUGAUUCGUGUUUGGGCAAUUUAAUGAGAGAAUUUAGCAGGAGGACUCCCCUUUUUCAGUGCAGCUUGACAUGUCAGCCCCAGACUGUUCACAAACUCAGAUGCUGCUUUUCUCCCGUUUCUGUGUAAAAAUACUAUAAUGCAAUGCUCCUUCUUCUUGGAAGUUAUAUUAAAGUAGGGGGAGAGGAAGCAAUUUGGUUCUGUUAGCGGGAGUCCUAAUUUGUCUCAGAAGCUGCUCCACAUAUGGUAUCUGUUUCUUUGUGCUGUGAAAGUUCCCUGCUUUGUUCUUUUCUGUAAUUUUUUUUAUCUUUUGAGCCUGCCCAUUGGGAGGGAGCAGCCUCUGUUGGAAUCACAAGAGCAGAAAGGCACAGCUGAAAUGGGACUUCAAGAAGUCCAGAAUAGCUAACUAGAGGUGACCGGGUGUCACACCUGCCUCUGUACUCGCUCAUUGGUAACAAUGAUGCUCAAAUCCCCUUUGGAAAAUCCUCUGGGUUUUAACAGGUCUUGCACAUUUCUGCUGUACUGAAGGCUUAACAAUCUUCUGCUCUAUUUGUGCCAUAGAGAAAUGUUUUUAUUGUUAGAAUACCUUUUGGCUAAUGCUCCUCUGAUUUUAUAUAUAUAUAUGGAAAAAGCUCUGCCUCAGUCCUGGUUAGACUGAUCAGAUCUCUGAAGGGAGAGCCUUUUUUUUGCAUCGUAAAGAAAACGACUUGAAAGGAGCGUGUCUGGGGUAAAAAAAUCUGCACUACAAUAAACUCUAUAUUUUUUUUCUUCUUUA